UUUUAAAGGAUUUUUAUGGUCUUUCGCUUGCUUUUCAGAGUAAAGCCGGUCCCAGCUGAAGGAGUCAAGUCAAAUCCUUCCAAGCGACAUAGAGAUCGACUUAAUACAGAGUUGGACCGUCUGGCUAGUCUGCUGCCUUUUCCACAAGAUGUUAUUAAUAAGCUGGACAAACUCUCGGUUCUGAGGCUCAGUGUCAGUUACCUGAGAGCCAAAAGCUUCUUUGAUGUUGCAUUAAAAUCCUCCCCUGCCAAUAGAAAUGGAGGCCAGGAUAACUGUGGAGCACAGUUCAGAGAUCAUUUGAAUUUGCAAGAAGGAGAACUUUUAUUACAGGCUCUGAAUGGCUUUGUAUUGGCUGUCACUACAGAUGCUUUGGUCUUUUAUGUGUCUUCAACUAUACAAGAUUACCUGGGCUUUCAGCAAUCUGAUGUCAUACAUCAGAGUGUGUAUGAACUUAUCCACACUGAAGAUCGAGCUGAAUUUCAGCGUCAGCUCCAUUGGGCAUUCAACCCUUCCCAGUGUACGGACUCUGGACAAGCAGUUCCUGAGCCUCACGGCCUUCUGCAGGCAGGAGUCUCUUAUACCUCAGAGCAGCUUCCUCCAGAAAAGUCUUUUAUGGAAAGGAACUUCAUAUGCCGACUAAGGUGUUUGCUGGAUAAUUCAUCUGGCUUUCUGGCAAUGAAUUUCCAAGGAAGGUUAAAGUAUCUUCACGGACAGAACAAGAAAGGGAAAGAUGGAUCAGUCCUUCCUCCUCAGCUAGCUUUGUUUGCUAUAGCUACUCCCCUUCAGUCACCAUCCAUACUUGAAAUUCGAACCAAAAAUUUCAUUUUUAGAACCAGACACAAACUGGAUUUUACACCUACUGGUUGUGAUGCCAAAGGGCAGAUUGUUUUAGGAUACACUGAAGCAGAGCUGUGCACCAGAGGGUCAGGAUAUCAGUUUGUUCACGCUGGGGAUAUGCUUCAUUGCGCUGAAUUCCACCUGCGGAUGAUGAAGACUGGAGAAAGUGGCAUGACGGUUUUCAGGCUCCUGACAAAGCACAACCGCUGGACCUGGAUGCAGUCUAACGCACGUGUAGUGUACAAAAAUGGAAGACCGGACUAUAUCAUUGCCACUCAGCGAGCUCUGACAGAUGAAGAGGGAAGAGAGCAUUUACGAAAACGCAGUACAACAUUGCCUUUUAUGUUUACCACUGGAGAAGCUGUGCUGUACGAGGCGAGCAACCCUUUUUCUCCAAUGAUGGAUCCUUUACCAAUACGGACUAAAAGCACCACUAGUGGACCAGAUUCUGCCACCAGACCAACUGAGAAUAACGAUUCUCUCCAUCCCAGUUCCCUCUUGGCUGCCAUGAUGCAACAAGAUGAGUCUAUUUAUCACUGCCCUGCUUCAAAUACUGUACCUUUUGAAACAAAUUUUUUUAAUGAUUCUAUGAUUGACUACAGUCAUUGGCAAGACAAUAUUGUACCAAUGGAAAACGAUAAUACCCUCAGACUUAAGCAAAUUGGACAGACUCAGGAGAUGAACCCAGUGCUUUCUGGAGGUCAUGCUGGGGCUCUUCCAGAUAAUAAAAAUAGUGAACUAUACAACAUUAUGAAAAACCUCGGCAUUGAUUUUGAAGAUAUCAAGAGCAUGCAGAAUGAGGAAUUUUUCAGAACUGAUGUUUCUGGUGAGGUCGACUUCAGAGACAUUGACAUAAGGGAUGAAAUACUGACUUAUGUCCAAGAUUCUUUACGUAAGUCUUCAUUCCUGAGUUCAGAGUACCAGCAGCCCCAGGCUGUCGCUCUGAAUUCAAGCUGUAUGGUACAAGAACAUCUAGAGUUAGAACAGCAGCAGCAGCUGCAGCACCAUGAAAAGCAGAUAGUAGCGGAGCCUCAGCAACAACUGUGUCAGAAAAUGAAACACAUGCAAGUUAAUGGCCUGUUUGCAAACUGGAGCUCUAACUCAUCUGUGCCUUUCAGUUGUCCUCAGAAAGACCUACAGCAGUAUAACGUGUUACCAGAUUUACAUGGGGCAAAUCCACAGUUUCCCUACAAAGCUGAGCUGGGGACCAUGCCUUACACACAGAACUUUGCUCCCUGUGAUCAGUCUUUAUUACCCCAGCAUUCCAAGUGUACGCAGUUGGAGUUUCCCUUAGGGAAUAUUGAACCAUCUCUGUACCAUACAACUUCUAAUUUAGAAGAUUUUGCCACUUGUUUACAAGUUCCUGAAAACCAAAGGCAUGGAAUAAACCCACAGUCCACCAUAGUAACUCCUCAGACAUGUUAUGCUGGGGCCGUGUCAGCGUAUCAGUGUCAACCAGAACCUCAGCACAGCCGUGUGGAUCAGAUGCAGUACAAUCCAGCAAUUCCAGGUCCACAGGUGUUUCUAAACAAGUUUCAGGACGGAGGAGGAGUUUUAAAUGACAUAUACCCUGCUGAGUUAAAUAACGUAAAUAGCACUGAGGCUGCCAUGCAUCUUCAGCCAUUUCCUCACCCAGCAGAAACCAGACCUUUCUCUGACUUGACACCCAGCGGAUUCCUGUAACUACAAACCCAGUUUUCACCUUAAUUUUUGAUUAGUUUGUGAACAAUCACAGAAUUAAAAAACUGUCCGUGUUGGAUGUCAGCAGGUUCACACGAUGGCAGUGACACGUGUUAUUCACACUGUUCAUUCCAAACCGAAUUUUAACCUUGGCUUUUGUAAAAUUCAACAUUACGUGGACGAUCCUUGUUAAAACAGAAAGUGUGCUGCCAGGUAGGGAGGUGGCGUACAUUUCCUGUCUUCUGGCUGCCACAGAAUAUGCAAAACUUACUCAGUGGCACUUUAAGACCUUUUGAAGUCAGGAAACUUGCUCCAUGUGAAUUAUUUCUGUCAGAAUAAAAAUGGAAUACGUUAAAGUUUGAACUUACGGAUUUUCAUCAGUGUACUAAAUACAAAGUUGAAAGACUAACUUAUCUCCCCAUAUUUUUAGUCUCUGCUUUUUCUCACCUGUUAAGUGGUUUGGUGUUUUAUGAAACAAUACUCUCAAUGUUUUUCUCCUGUAUUGUUGAUCUUAAGUGCCUCACAUUUUUUCCUACCUAUGACACUGUAGGAUGUAUAUUUUACAUAUUCUUUUACUUUUUAAAUUAAUAGCAUUCUGCAUACAAAUAUUACUUAGAUUUCCUAAAUUCAUUUUUAUUAAUUCAGGCACAUUUUUACUGCACUACUCACCCACUAUCUUCAGGUAAAGGACAAAUAUUAAUAGGAUAAUUAUUUAUUAUAUAAUCUAGUUGCUUCUGUGCUUUAAAUAUUGCUAUGUGCCUUAUGUUGAAAAAUUCCAAAGUAAAAUGUCUUUCUAAAUUAUUUCUUAAUUAUUAUAUAGAUAUUAAGACAGUAGCACUUAAAUUUCAGCAGUGUUUUCAGAAAAGAUAUACCACUGUUUAUCUUUCCUGAAAUCUUCACAAUGGUAGUUGAAUGUUGCCAUGUGAAAAUCUUGUGCUAAAUGCAAUCAUGUUUAUUAAAUUACAGUGAAAAGAAGCAAAACAAGUUUAUAUCUAGCUUUUCAAUUAUAUUAAGUGAAACACUCAUUUCAGUGUAUAUGAAUUUUCUUUAAAAUGUCUUAGAGCAUCACUUUCAGCCUUUGGGCUAAGAUCAAAUGCAAAAUGUCUUAGAGUUAUAGCCCUUUAUGAUACAGUGACUGUAAAUUUCACUUUUUAAAACAGUGGAAACUUUGUUUUUUUAACACAUUUGAAGAGUUUCAAGGUUGAAGAUAGAAAUUUUCGGUGCAGAGUAUUGUAAAGAAUAAAAAGAAUGGUGCAUUGUACAGACAUAAUGAACAAAAUGACUUGUAAAAUACUGUCUAUUUCAUUUAAGAGUAGUCCAUACCUUAUAUAUGCACAUAAAUAAUUUGGGCUUUAUAUAUAUUUUAUCAGUGUGUUUUAAUAAAUCAAAUUGAACUGCUUUCAGGUUGAUAUCAACAAAAAGAAAACUACAUAGUUUGUUUACCUUUAGGAAUUGGUUUUCUAAAGGCAAAUUUGUCACUUUACCAACUUCACUAUCCUUAAACAAUUUAAAGGAAAAAAUGCCACUAUCUGCUAUUUUACUUGCAUAUAACAUUUUAAAUGCGUAUACACAUUUUUAAUGUAUUAUUCAAAACAAAUAUGGACUCUCAAGAUCAGUACAUCUGUAUCUCCUUUUUAAAUAAAUUAAUGUAUAUAAACAUGACCUGAGACAAAGUAUCUCAGUUCCGUGCAUUUUCAGUCAAAAUUUUAAGUCUUUACAAUUAAUGCAAGUGUUGAAAAAAGAUUUGUCUAAAAUAUUUCAUAAUCUGUUUCCACAGUGAGUUAUCACUAGGAAUUUAAACCAGUGACUUAGAUUAAUAUUCUAUUUUUAUGUUUAAGUUUUUCAUUAAAAGGCUUCAUAAAAACCAUUUUUGUUACUCCAUAUGUUCUUGUAUGAGUUGUUUAGCUGAAAAACUAGGAUUUUAAAAUUGUGACUAUGGUAACAACCAGUUAUACACUUUUAAAUUAAAAUUUUUAAAGCAAUAUUGUAUAUUUUUACCUAUAUAAAAUAAUUAAAGUUUAUCUGAAAUAAUAAAAUCACAUUAAACUAAAUACACCUUUGUCUGUAUUGCUAAGUGCCAAAGAAAGAAGGCUUAUAGUACUGCUAUUUUAAGGGAUGUAUUUGUAGACAGUGCAGAUCUAAAGAUGUUCAUGUGUCUAAUUUGAGCUUUUCCUAUAACAGCUUGUUCUUUCAAUACCUGAAGAUUUACCAGUGUUUCUGUGUUAUAAAAAGCUUUUGAUCAUUACUAUGCACACACUAGUGUUUUUCAGUAUUAAUACAUUUCAGGUAAAUGUUUUCAUAGCUUUUCUCUUUCCUUUAAAAUGUUACGGCUUAUAUAUUUCAUACAUAGAUUUUUGUUUAAAGUAUGAUUUAUAUAUGUAUUCUUAUUAAACAAAAUUGUAUAUAAUAAUACAUAUUGUAAUAAACUAAUGACCACAUAUGAGUAACCUGUUUUAAUGUACAUUCCCCUUUCUGAUCUACAUAAGGGAAAUAAUUCCUUAUAGUGUAGUAUUAUAACUAUGUUAGAUGAAGGCAGUCUGUAGUAGUUAAGAAUAUAAAUUAAUAAUUCAUAAACUUCUUCCCCAGUUUUUCCCAUCAAUGUUUUGGCCUCUACACGAACAUUAAAAGAACAUACUUUUAAUAACUUCA
Molecule: messenger RNA, 5166 nt
Organism: Chinchilla lanigera (long-tailed chinchilla)
Lineage: Eukaryota; Metazoa; Chordata; Mammalia; Rodentia; Chinchillidae
Gene: Ahr
Product: aryl hydrocarbon receptor
Exons: 10
Coding region: 16-2520 (834 amino acids)
Biological process (GO): regulation of transcription by RNA polymerase II
Cellular component (GO): nucleus; aryl hydrocarbon receptor complex
Molecular function (GO): transcription cis-regulatory region binding; nuclear receptor activity; protein dimerization activity
Source: RefSeq, a predicted model, not a curated record